Symbiodinium pilosum is the source of this 459-nucleotide messenger RNA. Lineage: Eukaryota; Dinophyceae; Suessiales; Symbiodiniaceae. The record is from the annotation of a GenBank genome assembly.
AUGGAGGUGCAGUUCUUUUUGGGGGACUCGGGUGUGCUCAUCUCCGGGUGGGGCAUCCAUGCAACAAUCAAAAUCUUUGAAGCAGUGUUCUUGUUCUGCUUCGGACUUGUGGACAACAGCCAGCCGUGGUAUGUGGCUUUGGCCGUCCUGUUGUGCUUCAGCUUGUUCGUGCAGAUGGCAGAGGGUACCUCUUAUGGUAUCGUGCCAUUUAUGAAUAAGCAACAAUUGGCCAUUGUGAGCGCCUUGGUCGGUGCGGGCGGAAACCUGGGUGCCGUCAUUGCUGGCUUCGGCUUCUACCGCCCGAUCGAGGACCCACUGCUGCCCUUCCAGAUCCAUGCGGGUUACGUAAUGUUUUGGACGUUGCUGACACCAUGCUACUACUGGGCGGAGCACGGUGGAAUGUUCAGCGGACCUGCUGUGAAGGCUGAAUCCAAGCCCGAGGGAGAGACCUCUGUGUGA